AUGGCCGACGACGCACUCUCUAUCUAUGAUGAAAUCGAGAUCGAAGAUAUGACCUUUGACCCCGCCAUCCAAAUUUACCAUUAUCCUUGCCCAUGUGGUGACCGCUUCGAGAUCGCCAUCGACGACCUACGUGAUGGCGAGGAAAUCGCCGUUUGCCCCAGCUGCAGUCUGAUGAUUAGGGUGAUCUUCGACCUGUCCGACCUUCCCAAGCCAGAUGACCAACAGAAUCCUGGCGCAGUCGCUGUGCAAGCGUGA
Penicillium chermesinum is the source of this 255-nucleotide messenger RNA. RefSeq names its product CSL family zinc fnger-containing protein (gene dph3). The coding region runs from base 1 to 255 and encodes 84 amino acids. Gene Ontology annotation, molecular function: metal ion binding. Gene Ontology annotation, biological process: protein histidyl modification to diphthamide. The transcript has 2 exons. The record is from RefSeq and is a predicted model, not a curated record. NCBI's taxonomy places the organism in Eukaryota, Fungi, Ascomycota, Eurotiomycetes, Eurotiales, Aspergillaceae.